This is a messenger RNA of Chelmon rostratus (copperband butterflyfish), 4295 nucleotides long. RefSeq lists its product as uncharacterized. NCBI's taxonomy places the organism in Eukaryota, Metazoa, Chordata, Actinopteri, Chaetodontiformes, Chaetodontidae. The coding region runs from base 7 to 3711 and encodes 1234 amino acids. The transcript is spliced from 3 exons. Gene Ontology annotation, molecular function: protein binding. The record is from RefSeq and is a predicted model, not a curated record. Gene Ontology annotation, cellular component: extracellular matrix.
AGGACGAUGAUGGAUUCUUACUCCAGAGGCACCUUGUGGAUGAUACUCGUCCUCUUGGCGCUGCCACACCUCACCUGCAACAUGGUCUGCCCGAGCAGCUGCAGCUGUAAAUAUCAAGGUGUUGUCAUGUGCUUUGGCUUCACCAUCACAGAUAUACCGCAGGAGCUGCCUGCCCAUACAUACACGCUGAGACUUAAUGACACAAACAUGAACGUCAUACAUGAGCAGAGCUUGGCAGACCAGGACCUCCUGAACCGUUUCAGUCUGACUCACAGCCAUCUACACACUAUCCAUCCCAGGGCCUUCCACAUUGCUCCACAGCUCAAGUCUAUCCUGCUUUCUUCCAAUGAUCUUUCUACCCUCCCUGCUCGGGUUUUCAGUCCACUGACCAUUCUGGAACAGCUGCAUUUAGAUGGGAACCAGUUGGAGACCUUAACUCCAGAUAUGUUUGAAGAACUUGUUGAGUUGCUGGACCUGGACCUGAGCCGGAACAAACUGGGUAAUCCUGCUCCAGAUGUUUUCGAUGGACUUACAGAACUCAGGGCUCUGAACCUUGGCAGGAACUCCAUGAGAAUGCUUCCACCUACCAUCUUUCAUUCUUUGACUAAACUCAAAAAACUCCAAAUCUAUAACAAUGAGCUACAGGUGCUAGAAGCUGGGACCUUUGAUGGACUUGUCAACCUUGAGGAGCUGAAACUACACCAUAACCAGAUUACCAGCCUUCCACCUCAGGUGUUCUGGUCACUGCAGAACUUGAUGAUUCUCACCUUGUCCUCCAACCGACUUCAGGCAAUCCCAGAAAAGAGCUUCUACAACAUGCCCAAGCUGAGAAAGCUUACCCUUUACAACAACCCGCUACUAUCUCUACCAGACCAGCUAAUGGGACACAUGCCUGACAUGAGAGAAUUUUAUCUGUAUGCCACUAACCUCACCACUGUUCCUGAAAAUUUGUUUGCUAACAUGUCUGGACUCUUGACCCUUAACUUCCAUUUAAAUGAAUGGCUCUUUGAGUUCCCUCCAGACCUCUUCUGCUGCCUUCCCAACCUUCAAAAGCUCUCACUGAAAUCCAACAAACUUGUUCAUCUACAUCCUCAGCUGUUCUCCAGACUAACCAGAAUAAGCAUACUGCUUCUUAAUGAAAACGUGCUGCAGAGCCUGCCAGAAAACAUCUUUCAAGGCCUUAGACAGGUUUCAUCACUUGAUUUGAUGAAUAACCACCUCAAGACUCUCCCGGGAGAUAUUUUCAACUCAAAUACAAUGUUGAGGUCUCUUACUCUGAGUGGCAACCCCUGGGACUGUACCUGCAGCAUCAGAGGUAUUGCAAAAUGGAUAAGACAAAAUGAGCAUGUGAUUCUUGACAGAGAUGAUGUGCUGUGCCGUAGCCCAGUGCAUCAAGAGCAUCGGACCCUUGGCUCUCUGCCUGACGAGGAGUUCAGUUUUUGCAAUCCAACAGUCACGUUAUCAAGUUACUUUCCUGCACAGAGUGACUUGCAUGAGCCAACGAAACCAUUCCGCACCAUUUCAACCAGAGGACAAACAGCAGUUGUAGCUUCAACAGCCACACCACCUGCAGCAACAUCAACCGAAACUCAAGGAGCUACCCAACAAGCCCCAACAAUCACUCCAACUACAGAACCAUCGGUCUUACACACCACAAUCCUAUCAACAUCUCUCCAAACUCCCACCACCAGCCUGCCUGACAACGAGUUUAUUCUCACUACUAAGACCACAUCGACUUAUUACAUGUUACCUCUUUUUUAUGACACACUGGUAGUUGAGCAGGGGCCAGACUUUGUUCACCACAACCACCACAAGGGCUGGGUCUACGUGUGGUUCCUGUCCUCGGACAGGGUCUUGACCGGGUUCCUCAUGGUUUGUCACAUCCUUCUUGUGACCACAGGCUUGUUCCUCAUUCUUGCUGCCCUGUAUGGCAUGUAUCGCCUCAGCAAGACCAUGGAUGAGCUAAAAGCUGAUUAUGCACAUAUUACAGGAGAAAUAAUGGAUCUGUCCCUGACCCUUCAUGUGCUGCUACUUCUCUGUUCCCUCAACGCUGUUGUUUGGGCGUGUCCGGAAGGAUGCAAAUGUCAAGGAACCAAAAUCCUCUGCAGUGGACUCUCAGACUUCCCCACAGCUGUGCCCUCAUCAACCACCACCCUGUACUUCUCCAAUUGCAGUAUCUACUUUCUAAAACCAGAGGACCUGACUGAUUUCUCGAAUGCCCUUGGCAUCUUUGUGAUUAAAGACACUAUUCUGAGAGAAGUGCGCCUUGGCACAUUCGAUUCCACUACAAACUUAGGUGCCUUAGGGUUUACUGGCACCGAACUGCAAGAUCUCCCUGAGGACUUGUUCAGAAAUCUUCAGAAGCUUGAGACUCUGAAUCUGAAGAGCAACAAGCUCCUGGUGCUCCGCCCCAAGUGGUUCUCUCUGUUGACAGAUCUCAAACUUCUUGACCUCAGUAAGAACCUUUUCACUUCUGUACCUGUGGAAACUUUUCACCCUCUUACUGAGCUGCAGUACCUUUUGCUUUCCGGAAACAAUAUCAGUCAGCUAUCUAGAGAGACAUUCAAGGGUCUCUCUAAGCUGAAAACCUUACGGCUUAACAAAAACUCACUACAGGAACUCCCCGUCGGCAGUUUGGAUGACCUUGGAAAUCUGGAGGAACUGUCCCUACAUGACAAUCAAAUCACUCAUCUCUCCCAUGACCUGUUCUCCAAGACUUUGAAACUCCAGAAGCUGUUCCUCUCCCACAAUAGGCUCACAUCUCUUCCAGACGGGAUCUUCUUAAACCUACCCCUCCUUUCCCAGAUCUCUCUUUACGAAAACCAGCUGGAGAGUCUGGGGCCAGGGGUGUUUGGGCCCAUGGCCCUGCAGGACCUGUGGCUGUAUGACAACAAGCUGAGUCGUGUGGAGGACGACACGUUCAGGAACCUGACUCAGUUACGUCUCCUGGUGCUCAGUCGGAACCAGAUCAGCUAUGUAUCCACCAAAGCCUUUAGAGGGUUGGAGCAGCUGGGAGAGGUAUCACUUCACACCAAUCAGCUCACAACCCUGCAAGCUGGAACUUUCCAAGGUCUACCCAGCCUGGUCAACAUUUCCUUGGAGCACAACUUUAUCAAAUCCCUCCCUUUGGGUUUUCUCCAGGGCUUGAGCUUCCUGGGACAGAUAGAUCUGCGAAAUAACUCCCUUCCUAACCUGCCACAGGAGAGCCUAGAUGCCCUCAAUGUUGUGACAGAAGUGCUCCUGCAGCAAAACCCCUGGAGAUGUGACAAGGAUAUUUUGCCACUUAGAGACUGGCUGAAACAGCACCCAUCCAAGGUUAACCAAACUCUUGUAGUCUGUGAAACACCUUUCAGUCUGAGCGGUGAGGUAAUUUCUCUGCUGACAGAUGAGAACUUAAUGUCUCUUACUUCUACUGAAGAGCCUGUGUUGACCUCAACGGAGAAGAGGAGGAAGCCUAAUACCCCUCCAACCAGACGAAGCACUUCCUCACCUGCUGUCAAGACCACCCCGACCUCAGAACACGAGGAGGUCACCAGCGGUGGACAAGGGGAGAAGGAGACGGUUUCUAAUGACACUUCGGUCAUCCUCAUCCUCAUCGCAGUCAUUUCCACUGUCAUCGUCAGUACCGUCAUCAUCAGCUGUGUGUGCUGGAGGAGGAACAAGAGAGGAAGAGGAAACAUAGGCCACAGAAACAAGAACUCUGUGCUGUAGACUAGACCACCCAGCAACCCAAGAACUUUUAAAGCCAAGGGAAACUGCUCACUUACCAUGGUUUACUCAGAAAAUGUGGAGCCUGGAGUUGAUUUUAGAGCCUCAAAGGCAACAGAAAUGACCACUUCAGCUCUAUUUAGACGUACCAGCUAGAACAGACAAGUAAACUUUUGAAUUCAUUAGCUUUCAGUUUUUAAUGAUGAUAGUUACCAGGCAGUUUUCUUGUUAGGGUGCUGUAAAUACAGAAUGGACAUUGUGUGUACUAAUUGUAAAAACACUCGCCUUGCCGCCUUGUGGGCAUCCUAGACAUUUUGGUGAAUGUAGCCUCAGAUGCACUGAAACAGUGUUUCAGAGGUUCUUUUGGUAAAAUUAAGCCUGCGUUCAACUAUUUUCUAUUUUUCAGGACUAACUGCUGUUUGACAAUGGCUUUUUGUGCUAACUACAAUACAUUUAGGGGACAGUAAAGUGCGAAAUGGUUAUCCAUGAAAAAUAAAAAAACUAUUCUGACUCAACUGUAACACAAUUCAUCCUAUGGUUUGCACAUUUACAAUGCAAAAUACUACUAUACAUUCAAUAAAAGUGCU